This is a messenger RNA of Teleopsis dalmanni, 958 nucleotides long. RefSeq lists its product as uncharacterized. The transcript is spliced from 6 exons. Lineage: Eukaryota; Metazoa; Arthropoda; Insecta; Diptera; Diopsidae. The record is from RefSeq and is a predicted model, not a curated record. Bases 172 to 957 code for a protein of 261 amino acids.
CCUGGAAAGAAAUUUAUUUAAGGAAUAAGGAAAACCAGAAAUUUAUUUUAUCAUAAAUUUUUCCGUUUCACAUUAUUUCAAAUCUGGUCUUGUUCUUACGAAUACCAUAUACAAGAUAUUGAAACCAUUUAGGAAAUAUACACGAGCCCAGAUUUACUUCAGUUGAACAAUAUGGACCCUAACAUCCGAGCAAAAAACGUGUUUGAAAAGGAUUUUUUAAAUUUUGGAGACAAUGAUGCCGUUGUACCAACUCCUAAACUCACUCGAAAGCAAAAAAAACAUCGAUUUCAGUUUGUAAAUCGCAUUUAUGCAUUAUCCCUACUUUGUGUUAUAUUGGCUGCACUGCAGUGGUAUUAUAUCUGUAAGAAUACUGAUUUCGAUCUUUAUAUUAAGCAGAAUAACUAUUUUAGUCCAGUAUGGAUUGCAGCAAUGUUCGUUUUCAUAGUAGCAUUCAUUGGUUUCUACAACUAUUUAGUAGACAGCUUCAUGUUUUUCCCGCUCCUAUUCAUUACAGCAGAAUUCUCGACAACUGUCGUGGCACAGCCCAUACGAAUCGCAGUAGCAGCAGGUUCGGUAUAUGGCAUAUUUUUUUGUUUAAUCGUUGUACCUAUAAGCUACCUUGUGUCCCUAAACGCCCCGUAUUAUAUGCAUAUACCGCCCCUAUCGAUCAUAAGCUGGACUAUAAGAUUGUAUUUGUUAAUAACUAUAUCUAUGGUUGUGAUUGUAGCUUGUGAAUAUACAGUAAUUGAAUACACCUACGCACUUUUUGCAACAACUUUUAUUGCGCUGUACUGCUGUACUUUUGGCAAGACUAUUGGCUCAUACCAGUUUUACGAAGCAGAACACCGGCGCUGGAUUUUAUAUACGCUAAUGAGUUAUAUCACCUUUUUAACAUUGCUCGGCUCGUCCAUGUUCUUAUUUGUAAAAGUGAAAUCACUAAAAUUAAUUCAUAAUUAGU